This is a messenger RNA of Anopheles marshallii, 192 nucleotides long. RefSeq lists its product as uncharacterized. The record is from RefSeq and is a predicted model, not a curated record. NCBI's taxonomy places the organism in Eukaryota, Metazoa, Arthropoda, Insecta, Diptera, Culicidae. Bases 1 to 192 code for a protein of 63 amino acids. The transcript is spliced from 2 exons.
AUGCGCCUCGGACAUCUGGGCAAGAUCGGAAUAGGCUGGGGCAUCAUCAGUGUGCUGGGCAUUGGAGCGUUCGUCGCAUCGAAACAAUCAGUUGAUAAGAACCGAUAUGAGAAUAUGAAAAUUCGGGAACGUAUGCGUCAAUCGAACGUUGGACAAUACGAAGUAAAGGAAUCACGCCGAUUCGACGUUUAG